Funneliformis geosporum is the source of this 259-nucleotide messenger RNA. NCBI's taxonomy places the organism in Eukaryota, Fungi, Glomeromycota, Glomeromycetes, Glomerales, Glomeraceae. The record is from the annotation of a GenBank genome assembly.
AAAAGAAUUAGGAUUUUAUUAUCAAGAAUCUAAAAACAAAGCAAAGUUAAUUGAAAAUCAAACAAUCAAUGGUGAAAUUAUACCAAAUAAUAUUAUAACUGUUUUAAUUGAAAAAGUUUGCAUUGAAAAUGAUGUUAAUUUAAAAUAUCAUAUGAUAUUAGAACAUAUUGGUAAUAUAUCAAUUGAUGAUUUAGAUAAUAUUGAUUUUGACGUAGAAUCUAUAUCAGAUAGUAAUAAGGAAAAGAAAGUAGUAUAUUAG